AUGAAGUUUAUUUCUCUGUUUUACUUUGCAUUCAUAGCAAAGUUCUGUAAAGCAGGAUGGCUUGAUUGUUGUUCUUGUUGCUGCGGAAGUGUUGAAGGUGGCGAGGCGCUUGAUAUAUCAAAUCCAGAUCUAUCCAUAGUAGAUAUAAAAGAGGACAAAGAAGGCUGUCUUACAUACAAAGAAUUCAAACCACAGAGUGGCUCUGUAAUUACUUCGGUAGUUGACGGCGAAACGCAAAUAUGGAAAGACAAAGGUCGCUGCAAACGUCUGAUAUUGAGAACAGCUGGAAAUGAUAGACUCCUUUACAUAGAGAUAAAAAAAGGUAAAUGCAAAGAUUUUCGGUAUUAUGAAAAGAAAGGUGAUGAAUGGUCAUCCAUGAAAAUAAAUGGUUACUUUGAUAAGCUGAACACGAUGAAGAAUGGAGGAAAAAAGAGCUAA
Messenger RNA from Theileria equi strain WA, 438 nucleotides. RefSeq names its product signal peptide containing protein. NCBI's taxonomy places the organism in Eukaryota, Apicomplexa, Aconoidasida, Piroplasmida, Theileriidae. The record is from RefSeq and is a predicted model, not a curated record. Bases 1 to 438 code for a protein of 145 amino acids. The transcript has a single exon.